AUGGCUCUCUCGGUCUCCAACCCACAAAGCAAGGACCCAACUUCUACGAUCGCCAAACAGAGCUCCGGUAUACCAGGUCUAGGCAAUACCAUACUGUUCAGUCCUCGCCAGUUCCCUACUUUUUCAAGCGGUGUUCACGUCAACAGACCUGCCAAAAGACGUCGUCUGGCAUCUCCUCCAAGCCACGGCUUGGUCUUCAAAUUUGGUCUAGUUUCCAACGCUUCCCGGAAUGAGUCUUCUCCACCCAGCACUUAUGAACCUGGCAGAGAUAUCGCGCUCGAAAGACCGAAAAUUGCACAAACUGCUCAAAUUGAUCUUUCCGAGCUUUCGGAGGAGGCCAAAGCCAUCAUUGCUCUUGCCCCUCGCACCGGCGAGAGUACAAUCGACAGAACAAAUACCAUAACAAGCCCAGACCUGUCGGCAGGAACCGAAGCUGUGACCGAGCUGAAGAACAACAGUGUCUCAGGUUCUCUACUCUCAGAAGAGUCGCAAGUCAGAGCCGCUUCCGUGGCCGGGAGCAAGAGAAGAUCCAGAAACAAAGAGUACGUUGUAGCAAAAAAGGAGCCCAGUACAGGUGGGCAAUACCUCCAACUCUCGAAGGAGCAGAGGACCCAGCGAGGGAAUGCUACGCAGCUGGCCGCUGAAAUGAGAGCAAAACAACUGGUUGCAGCCCUGGCGGAAUCAGAAACAGACGAUGACAGGGGAAGCACCUCUCCGGGGGCCAUGACGGUCUCUGGUCCAGUUGUUCAUCUUCCCACCGCUCGCGGUACCUCCUUACCGCUCACCUCAAUCCUCAAACGCAUUGGCAGAGAUCCAACACCCACCAAACGUGUCCACUUCCUGACCUUCGACAAGCUCGUCAGUCAUACUGCUGCGGGUCUUCAACGCUACACCGACACAAGAACAUCCGGCCCUGUGUUGAGUAUGUCUUUCUCACUUGCUCACGCUUCCUUCUUGAACCCCUUGUUGACCCCUGCCACCCUGAUCAACGCCCUCGAGCAUUUCCAGGGCUUGGUAGGACUACUGUUGAUCGAGCUAAACAGGUUUAUGCGCGCUGCAGAGACAAAGCAAGAUGAUGGUGCUAUGAAAGCUGAACUAAUGGCUAUCGUGAAUUGCCAGCGUUUGGUAUCUGGUGCUUAA
Messenger RNA from Aureobasidium pullulans EXF-150, 1140 nucleotides. RefSeq lists its product as uncharacterized. The transcript has 3 exons. NCBI's taxonomy places the organism in Eukaryota, Fungi, Ascomycota, Dothideomycetes, Dothideales, Saccotheciaceae. The coding region runs from base 1 to 1140 and encodes 379 amino acids. The record is from RefSeq and is a predicted model, not a curated record.